CAUCAAUUGGAAAAGAAAUAACUCCGUCGAGUGCCGGUGUGAGCUCAUGUAAUAAAAAAUACAACCAGAUCCAUAGAAAAUAUGUCGGAUCCGUCGUGAGAGUGAAAGAGAACGAAACGCCGGUCGUGUGAUAGAAAAGGACGGUAACAAAGAUUUCAGUGUUGUUCAGUUUGGGACGAAGUGAGUCUCGCGCAAACAAGAGAAAGAGCGUAAACCAAGAAGUACGCACGGGCAGACCUAGCUUCAAUACUGAAGAAAAGGGCACUAACUAAAAAGCCACGGAUCGAGCGCGUGUGUGUUGUGCAAGUAAAAGAAGAAAAUCGAUAUUAUGUGAAUGUGUCAAAAUCAGGUCACUGUGGAUUUAAAGCAAGCAUGGCUAAAAAGCCAACGCUCCAUGGCUGAUUAGUCUUAAAGUGAGACAAAUCGAAAAUAAAAUUUGAUAAAGAGUGUGAUACUCGCUUUUGACGAUUGAUCAACUGCGAAUACAUAGCCGUGUCGCUUUGCGUAGUUAAAAAAAGUCUGUUGGUCCCUCUUAGUGAAGACUGAGCUGAAAGAGGUUAGACGUUCGCCAAGAUUUAGGAAUAGAGGAACAGCACGAGCAAACGAAAAUGGAUUUUUUGCUGUCAGUCUAAUCCCACAUCAUCGAGAGCAACGCUCAAACCAUCAGCGCCAUUUCGUUUUAGGAAGACUGAGUUCUUGCAGCCAACGGCAUCAAGUGCCAGUAGCGGCGGAAGAAUACUACCGCCGGUGAUUACGCUGUCUACACGGAGAAAGCCGAUCGCAUUGGUUUGGAAUUUCACUAGUUGGAUGUUCCUGAAAUGUGUUAAUUUGGUGGUAACGACGAAAAAAGGGAACGUCAAAAUUUGAAUGUGAUUUGAAUCAAUAAAAUUGAAGCAUAUCGAUAGAGUUGAAAAUUGCUUGUAUACGGUGCCAAAUGUAUAGGAAAAGUGUGUGUUAACGAUUAUCAAGUAUUGAAACGAAAAAAAAAUAAAGAUUGAAAUGAAAAUUGUUUGAAGUGUGAAUUGAAAGUGUCGUUCACCCGUUUUUGGUGGUUCGAGUACCACCUCGGGGUAUAACGUUGGCGUGAAAUAAAAUCAAUACCUCCAACCCUAUCAGCAUUAGCAGGAUGGCAAUGACAGCGUGUUAUCCGAACUAUGAGCUAUCAGUGGGGUCCGGAAUCUCACACCAGCAGCAGCAGUUGCAUCACAUACCGGUGUCUACACGGUUAGCUAGCACGGCACCAAUGGCACAGAAGGACUACAGUAUUCCGUUGCAUGUUGAUUGCAGUGUGGAGUAUGAAUUACCAAAUCAGGCCAAGCCUCCGGUAGGAGCUAGGGUGGAGCCGUUGCUGAUGAUACAUCCUUGCUAUUUUCGAAAGAUGGAAAGUCAGAGGCGCAGUCCAUUUAUAAAUAAUAUGCCAAAUUCAUCCCGUAGUUCUAAUUCAAUUGUUGCCAAUGUUGUUGAUUCGUCGUCGAUGAGCCGCCGUAGCUCCAAAUCUAGUUCACAACAGACUUCGCAGCAGCCACAGCAACAUGUAGUUUCUAGUCAUCAAAGCAGUAUGCAUCAUCAUCAAAAUUUGCAGCAACAGAUUGAUGAAUACGUACAGCGGCAGAUGGCUCAAAGGUCCCAGCAGGCGCACUAUCCUGUUGGGACGAGCAGUCAGCAACAACAGCAUCAGCAGCAGCAGCAGCAGCAGCAACAACAACAACAGUCACAACAUGUUCAAUCACAACACCAUCGCCAUCAUUCGCAUCAACCACAGCCCCAACAGCAACAAAUCCAUCAACAGUCACAUAUAACCAGUCAACAACAAUCCUCCAACCAAUACAGUUUGCAAAGUCAACAGCAGCAGCAACAACUAGUAAAUACCUCAGACUGGAGCCGUUAUAUGGGCUCCGACGGGGUAGUUCGGAGCUACGGAAAGGUCAAUAUAGCCAAUCAAACUGCCUACAACAGCAACAACAACAACAACAACAACAGCAGUAAGUCAAAAGCCAUUAAGCGUUGUAAUACGGGUAUGACCCAGUUGGCGCACACAAAUACCGCCGGCACUGGUCAACAACAACAGCAGCCGAAUCUGAUUCCGGCCAGCUGUGCUGCGUUCAACACUAGCAGCAGUUUGGAGGGUGGAUUACCAUCCGGUCCCCGGUGGGACGUUGAAAAGACUUCAAUGGCCGCUGUGCCUCGUGACUUUCAGGCUGGUCCCGAAUCGUUACCGAUCAAAGUGAAUGCUAGUCUACUGGCAAGCGGAAACAGUUCCCAAACUGCCAGCAGUAACAAUAAUAACUACCAACCGUCGGCAACAAUGUACCGAAAUCCGUCGGUCGUUGGCAAACGUGAUGCUAUGCUUUCCGGAGGCUGUGGUGUAUAUAGUAAUAGUAGCAACAAUAAUAACAAUAACACUAGUAACAAUAACAACACGGAUCUAGGACUAUCAGCUAGUGGUCUGUGGGACUCGACGGCACUUUUGGAGAAAAGUCCAAUGGCUACGAUACCACGUGAUUACCAAGCUGGUCCGGAUCACAUGGCGUGCAGCAAAAUGGUGGGCGCUGGUAGUGCUAUGCUCUCAUCCGGCCAUGCGUUGAUGCGGAGCAGCAGCAAUCACCACACCAGCUCCAGUAGCAACAGCAUCAAUAGCAGCAGUAGCUAUCAGUCGGAAAAGGCCGUCCUGUUUGGCAAGUACCGACAGCAACAGCGGGCAUCCCACCGGCUACAUCCGUACAUGAUGACCGGUUCAAUGGGCGGCUCUUUUCCACCGCUGAUGGCUCCAGCAUUCCCUCAGAUGCAGCAAGUGUCGUGUUACAAUGUGUGAUUUUAAUGCUAAUCGGCAAAGAGAAAAAUAAUGAUGAGAGUUAUUGAGAAAAAAAGGAAUAAUUUAUUAAUGAUUAUUCAUUGCUAUAAUCUCUUUGUUUGUGUCUUAAAACGACGAAGAACAUGAAGGUAAAAAUAUAAAGAAUAUAAUCAAGCAACUUUUUUCGUUGCAUUUAAAUGUGAUAGUAGUUUUACUCCAAGCAACUUCGAAAGAUAGUAAAAAGUAAUGAUUACAAAAUAGGAUACAAGUUAAACAAAAUAUCGCUAUAUAUAAAAAUAUGUGUUCCAAAGAAAGUCAUGCGAAAUGUAGUGAAUGCAAAAAAAAAUACUACAGCAAAUGAAGAAGUUAGAAUUGCCGUCGGAUGUUAUACAGGAGCAGAAGAAAGAAGAAAAUAAAGUUGAAGCAGGAAAAGUAUGAAAGUUCGAUAAUCCGCGAGAGUUGAGAAGUCUGUCGUGUACGGGUUUCCGCGAGAAAGAAAUAAGCAGUAUAUAAAGUGAUGAUGAUGUGAAGGAUGUUAAAAAUGUGAGAAAAGAACGAGUCGAAAAGUUUCCUAGCCACCAUUUUGGAUUACCGUCGAUGUUCUCAUCAGUCAUUAGAACAAAACGACUGAUUUGUGUCUCCAUUGACUAAAACCACGCUCACAUGAGCACCGUCAGCACCAUCACCCAUCAAUAUUCAUCAGCUUCAAAUGAUAACCAUCGUCAUAGCCAUGGGGAAGUUUCGAGCUAUUCAAAAACAAAAUAUCGUCAGUUUUCAUCAUCAUCAAGCAUCACCAUCAUCAUCGUUCUUUAGACGCUAGCACAAAGAACGUCUACUCGCAUCCGUCAGCUUGGGGCUACUUUCUACGUACAUAUAUAGCCUCAGCUUAUGGCCAUCAUUAACGGAUUGUCUCGUAAACUUUUUCAACCAUUGCCUGGACUAAUUGGAUUACCGAGUUUUCUUACUGCUAGUUCUUGGUUCCACUACUCAUCUCCUCGCUAAAAUAUAAAUUACAUAUACUGAAAGCAAACACACAGACACGUUAACACAUCUACAAUCACACUUACAACUAUUCGAGAACCCUCUUCCUAUCUAACUACAAAAUUGAGGGAUUAGAACUGAUUUCCGGAAAAAUAUAUCUAAAUAAGUAACUAAAACUAAUACGGUCAGGAACCUCUUGAAAGACACAACUUUUAGCUCGCCCUCGAAUGAUAUUGUUAUGUUAUUAUUAUUAUUGGCUGGUCUUUGUUGAUUUGUUAUUUUCUAGAAUCCAUUUCUUUUGUUUUAUUAAACUUUUUCCUUAAGUUGACUUCAGUUCUAUAAAUAUAGAAAACAUAAUAAUAUCGCAUACAACUAUUCUCACAGUGAACGAUAUCCGUACAAGAAUCUAUGCGUAAGAUUUGCUAUCUAUCAUGAAAUUUUGAUUAUAUUUUAUUUUCUAUUAUGUUUCUCUUACUGACUAUGAAUAAAAACUCACUUAACUGCUUUAAACAAAAUUAACCGAGGGAAAACAUAGCAAAACAUAACGAGUCGUUGGAAUUAUUAAGCAAAAUUGUAUCAAAAAUUAUACCAAACGUAACCGAAACAAAAUAAAACACACCUUAGUGAGAAGAAGAGGAUAUAGGCAAGUAAAACAGCAUGAAUGGUCGCAGUUAUUUCUUAUGUAAAACUGACAACUAUAAGCGAAAACAGCAGUAACCUUGUUUGUACAUAUUCUUUAGGAGAAACGAAUGAAAAACGCUAAACAACUGAUACAGAUGCGUUCAGGUAUGCAUUAGUCGCAAAGACGCAAAAGAAAACUGAAAGAAAGAUAAGUAAAACAGUAAACCAAUCGUGUAUAAAUUAUGAUAAUUUAAUAAUUUAAAAAUGGUGAAGAAAACUAUGAAAAAACCACGAAAAAUCAAAUGAAAAUAAUAAUCGCUCUUAUGC
Molecule: messenger RNA, 4720 nt
Organism: Sabethes cyaneus
Lineage: Eukaryota; Metazoa; Arthropoda; Insecta; Diptera; Culicidae
Product: centrosomal and chromosomal factor-like
Exons: 1
Coding region: 1127-2812 (561 amino acids)
Source: RefSeq, a predicted model, not a curated record